CUGUUUUACAAGCUUACUGCCUCCCCUCUGCUCAAACAAAAACAACCCCUUCCUCUUCUUUUGUCCUUUAAACGUAACAAUUUCAUGAUCUAGAAAAUGGGAUUUGGGGCUUUAAGAAGUAUCGUUCGACCACUAUGUCGGACUCUCCUACUAUCCCAGGCUUCCCCUGCUUCUGGAACUAUGUCGACUCUCCCCUCUUAUUUGUGCCCAAAACCCUGUUUGAAUUCCCUUUUGUGCGGGUCUAUUUACCGCCAAUCUCCAUGGAUCUCGAUGUCCAAUCAGUUGCAUAGCUUAACCAAUACUCGUUUCCCAAAGAGAAGGCCUCAAGACAAGGCACGCCGAAAAAGAGCCAGCUUGAAACCUCCUGGGCCAUAUGCAUGGGUGAAGUAUACACCAGGGGAGCCUAUUCUUCCAAAUAAUCCUAAUGAAGGGAGUGUCAAAAGAAGGAAUGAGAAAAAGAGAAUGAGGCUGCGCCGUGCGUUUAAAUUGGCAGAGGCAAAGAAGAGGAAAGCUCAAUUGCAGGAAGCUAAUAGGAAGAAGAAGAUUAAGCAAGUAGAGCGUAAGAUGGCUGCAGUGGCUAGGGAUAGAGCAUGGGCCGAAAGGCUGGUGGAACUGCAGGGGCUUGAGGAAGAGAAGAAAAAGGCCAUGGCUUGAAAUUUCGCUUGCUUAUACGCUUUGUCUUCCAAUGUUAUGCUGAUUUUGAGAUGGUUUGUAAGAACUUAAUUAUGUUUCCAUCCUAAUGUUUGGUUACGCCAGCCGGUCUACGGUUUAAUGCAUUUAGACAUCUGAUGUUGGUUUCUCUAGUUCUGCACUUAUUCAUUUAUAGACAGGAAAUUUGUAUCUUUGUGUUUAGGACUAGGAAACAGAAAGGUGUUCAAAAGUUCCAUUUGGCCUUGGCUGAGGACUUACUUUUAGCACAGUGAAUCAAGAUCUGAAAUAAUUUGAGAUUAAAUUUUAUUUUAUAA
This is a messenger RNA of Gossypium raimondii (Peruvian cotton), 965 nucleotides long. RefSeq lists its product as uncharacterized. The record is from RefSeq and is a predicted model, not a curated record. Lineage: Eukaryota; Viridiplantae; Streptophyta; Magnoliopsida; Malvales; Malvaceae. The coding region runs from base 97 to 654 and encodes 185 amino acids. Gene Ontology annotation, cellular component: mitochondrion. The transcript has 3 exons.